Messenger RNA from Paramecium tetraurelia, 534 nucleotides. RefSeq lists its product as uncharacterized. Lineage: Eukaryota; Ciliophora; Oligohymenophorea; Peniculida; Parameciidae. The record is from RefSeq and is a predicted model, not a curated record. The transcript has a single exon.
AUGAAAAAAAGGAACUACGAAGAGGACAUCAGAUUCAAGGCCAAAUAGAGAUGUUAGACUAUAUCUGAAUGGGCAUUUAAAACGAUCGAAUCUGAAAGAGUACAAGAAACAAGAGCCAAGUCAUUAUUUAGUGGAUCCAUUAGGAUUCAAAAUCAACUUAUGUAUUCUAUCCAAUAACCGUAAAAACAACCCAAAAUAAUAAGCUCCAAGAGCAUUUUUAGAAAGAAUCCAAGACUUGGUCUUUCUCAAAAGCCUACGUCAUAGCAAUCAUCAAAAAUUUACAGGAAAUUGAUAGACCCCAAUUAAAUAACAAGGUCACUUGAUUAUUCUGAAUUAGAAGAGUCUUAAGCAAAUACAAGCAAGAGGAGAGUCCCAUAAAAUUAAAGACUCAAUCGAUAAUUUUAAGCAAUCUAUAAUAAAAUGAAAUUAAUUUUGGAUUCCUACAAUUAAAGAGAAAGAGUACUUUUGAAGUAGAUAGCUUCUUUGUAGGAGGAGAUUAUUUUUCUCAAAUAAACUUAAAAUUAAACAAUUUGA